Molecule: messenger RNA, 2077 nt
Organism: Castor canadensis (American beaver)
Lineage: Eukaryota; Metazoa; Chordata; Mammalia; Rodentia; Castoridae
Source: RefSeq, a predicted model, not a curated record
CACUGAGCGAGCUCCGAGCCAUGGCCAAAGCUGCUGGGGAGGAGUGCCCCAUGUUCACCCCACCCGGAGGAGAGACACUAGCCCAGGUGAAAAUGCGUGGAAAAGAUUUCUUUGAAUUUCUUUGUCAACUAGUCCUGGAAGAAGCAGGUCAAAAAGAGCAGUUUUCCCCAGGAACUCGAAGCACCUCUCUGGAAACUUGCUUGACAGAGGUAUUUCCCUUAGGAAAAAGCAGCAACUCAGAGUUUAAUGCUGGCGGUGGCGGCCCAGGAUUGGCAGCCAGCGUCCUAGUUGUCAGCCAUGGUGCUUUCAUGAGGAACCUGUUUGAUUAUUUUCUGACUGACCUCAGAUGUUCCUUACCAGCAGCUCUGAGCAAAUUUGAACUUACAUCAGUGAGCCCCAACACUGGGAUUAGUCUCUUUGUCAUACACUUGGAGGAAGGGCGACAGCCAGUGAUUCAGUGUGUCUGUAUGAACCUCCGGGAACAUCUGAACAGAGUGACCGAAGCCCACUGAGUUUAAGUCUAAUCAAGAUCAGUUUUGAGGCUCCAGAGGGAGUGCCUUUGCCUUGCUGUAUUUCCGUCCUCUGCUAGUGCCGACUGGGAGACAGUUAAAAACCAGGUUAUAAAGUUCCAUUGACAUCAUAGCCCUAUCAGACAGCAACAGAAAGCCAUUGAGAAAAGACCUGUUUUGUCCGGAUGCAGAUGGCAUUUUCCCAAAUAACCUUACCACCCUUCUCUGGUAGGUUACAUCUCUGGAUUGUGAAUGGGUGAAGGAACUCUGUAUUGCAAGUUGGGGGAUUAAUAACCUUGUUUCUUUAUUUUUUGUAAUGCCUUGUCUGUGUUAUUGGCUCUUAGUCAGACACUGUUUUUUACUAUGUCAUCCAGUGUGGAAAAGAGAAUGAUUUCUAAUUCCCACUACAUGUUUACAGGACUACAGGUGAUUUUCAAAAAGUCUUUUCAAUGAAAGCUUCCUGCGUUCAUAAGUUUAUGUGAAGUAAAAUGAUGAAAGGCACUGGAACGUUUUACAUAGAAAUCAGCUGUUGAAAUUUCUUUAUUCGAGGGUUUGAAAUACCUAUGUGUGUAGAUUGUGUUUGUGGAACAGAAAGAAGUUAAGUCAUCACUCAAUUAAAAUGCGUCACAGAAGCAAUCUCUGAGCAGAAGGCAAAAGCAGCUUUUUGUAAGCGACAGCUUGCAAAAGGCAAGUCAGUGGAAACCAGAAAAAAGAAAGACAAAAAGAUUGAUGCAGAGAAACGAGAGCAGUGUUCACUCGCUUCCUAUCUGACCUGUAGGCUGAAAAUGUUCCAGUUUGAGGCAGGCUUUAAAGAAAGUAAAUGGUUCAUAGGACCCCAAAUAAUAACGUCAGAAUGAGAAAGACAAAGCUUCCUUAAAAAGCAGGGUGGGUUUUUGUGGAAGGUGCGCAUGAAGUUGCCUCCCCGUUCCACUAGAGGGCGCUGGAGGAAAGGGAUUUUGAUUAAGCUUAUCCUGUAUAUGAGAUCGGUCCUUGGUAAGUCUGCAUCGGAAUGAAGAGUGUCUUACAUGUAGUUCACACGUCAGUCACCAUGCUGGCGAAUCUGGCGGGUCUCAACUCAUAAGAGGAUCAAUGCUAAACUUGUCAGUUAUGGCUGGCAUCACCUGUGAUCAACAUCUCCUUCAGACAUUUGAAUCGCACGGAGUUCAGUGUUAAACCAUCCUCAGUGUGUCCAGUACUGCCAGCUUCUCUGUCAGUCCUGGAAGAGGGCAUGAAUUUGAGCACCGGAGGAAGUACACUAUAAAUAAAAACCUGAAAAAAUUACUGAAAAGGACAAAGCCGUCCAGAAGUACAGCUUUCCUUUUGUAAAGACAUAAAGCAUUAGGUGUAGUAGUGCUCCCUUUAACCAGGCCUCAUUGCACUGUCCCUGCACGGGUGGCCUCAGAGCGAGUCUGUGCGUCCUCCCCUUUAUUACACUUCUCCAGAGUCUAAGGCCACGGUCUGAUCCGAGGCUUUAAAGAUGUACGUAAAUCUCAUCAAGCUGUGUCCUUUAUUUUUAUCUACCAUAUAUUGGGGUGCUGUCUGUGUUAAUAUGUAUGGACCUAUUUAAU